CAAAGCCCGAUAAGGAAGCAGCCCAGCCCGACUCAUGAGCAGCAUCAAAGGCAGGGCCAAUGAAUCAAAGAGCUCUGCCUAUAAAUUUCCCCUUUCAUGCCUGUGAACAUGUAAAAGAGCCUCAUUGAAUCCUCUCCGCUGGCAUCUGGAAGCCACCCUGUGGACUGGCAGAAGGCUGCUCGCCCUGAGCACAAGAUGGGAGCGAGCCCCCGAGGAGCAUGAUCUGCCGGGCAGUCAAGGCCUCCAGAAUCCCUAAUGGAGCUGGCACUUUGGGGAUCCUCCAGUGCCAGGCAGGCCACAGAUAGGUAAAGACGUCUUUGCCAGUCUUAAAAAUUGCAUCAACCUGCAAGGCUCCCGACCUCACCCUCCAAGCACCUCCUUAAGCCACAGAGAGAAACUUGUUUGUCUGCUCUCAGAAUCCCACGUCCCACAACACACGACUGGAAGAGCCGCUGAGCCUCCGAGGAGCUAUUUUCCGGACUCUGUUCCCUCACUCGGACCCAGCAGAUAAGGCGUCUGCUUGUGGUGGGAGCUGAUCCUGGCACAAAGGAAGAAGACAAACAAACAGGACUCCUGCUGGACUCCAGCUCAGAGCAAGUGCGUCGCCCAGGACGGGCGCUGCUCUCCCCGAAGGAGGACGGCGACGCGCUCCCUUUUUCUCCGAGCAGAUCCACGCGUCGGGAAGGCGAGGCAGCCGGCCAGGGCGAGCGGCGAUGGAGCCCGGCGGUACCAGCCCACCGUCUGCCCCCCCGCGCAGCUGGGAGGCCUUUCCCCAGCAGACCUUGGAGGCCGUGGAUAUUGUUGUCCUGGUUCUGUACUUCGUCUUUGUUCUGGCCGUGGGGCUGUGGUCAAUGUGGAAGACGAAACGAAGCACCGUCAAGGGUUACUUCCUAGCUGGGGGCGAAAUGGUCUGGUGGCCGGUGGGGGCUUCCCUGUUUGCCAGUAAUGUCGGCAGUGGGCAUUUCAUUGGCUUGGCUGGUUCUGGUGCAGCAUCUGGAAUUGCUGCCACGGCCUACGAAUGGAAUGGCAUGUUUUGUGUCUUGGUGCUGGCGUGGCUGUUCCUUCCGAUCUACAUCGCAGCCGGGGUUACAACCAUGCCAGAGUAUUUGCAGAGACGGUUUGGUGGCAAAAGGAUACAGAUCUUCCUUGCAAUUCUCUACUUGUUUAUCUAUAUAUUCACCAAAAUUUCAGUUGACAUGUAUGCUGGAGCUCUCUUCAUCCAACAGGCCCUGCACUGGGAUCUCUACAUAGCCGUCAUCAGUUUGCUGAUAAUCACUGCAGUCUACACUGUGGCAGGUGGCCUGGCAGCAGUGAUCUACACGGACACCCUGCAGACGGUCAUCAUGUUGGCUGGCGCACUCACCUUGAUGGGCUUCAGCUUUGCCAAAGUUGGAGGCCUUGAAGACCUGAAGAACAGAUACUUCAAAGCCAUUGCCAGCGGCCACAAUGGAAACACCAGCUGUGGCUUGCCAAGAGAAGAUGCGUUCCACAUAUUCCGGGACCCUGUCACGUCCGACUUUCCCUGGCCAGGAAUCCUAGUUGGAAUGACCAUCCCAUCUCUGUGGUACUGGUGCACAGAUCAGGUCAUUGUUCAAAGAUCUCUCGCAGCAAAGUCUCUUUCGCAUGCCAAAGGUGGCGCACUGUUGGCCUCCUACCUGAAAAUCCUGCCUCUCUUCAUGAUGGUUUUGCCUGGCAUGAUCAGCCGCAUUCUCUUUCCAGAUUUAGUGGCUUGUGCUGAUCCUGAAUCCUGUAAAGAGAUCUGUGGCAAUCCAUCUGGAUGUUCUGAUAUUGCAUACCCCAAACUUGUCAUCGAACUUCUGCCACUAGGACUAAGAGGGCUUAUGAUGUCGGUCAUGAUUGCAGCGCUGAUGUCCUCUUUGACUUCAAUCUUCAACAGCGCAAGCACCAUUUUCACAAUGGACCUUUGGCGACAUCUUCGACCUCUGUCUUCUGAAUGGGAGCUCAUGAUUGUUGGCAGGGUGUUUGUUCUGCUCCUUGUGGUCAUUUCAAUUUUGUGGAUUCCGCUCGUACAAGCGAGCCAGGGGGGGCAGCUCUUCAUCUACAUCCAGACCAUCAGCUCUUAUCUGCAACCCCCGGUGGCCGUGGUUUUUAUCUUGGGGUGCUUCUGGAGGAGAACAAACGAGAAGGGUGCAUUUUGUGGCCUUUUGGUUGGAAUGGUAAUGGGCCUGAUCCGGAUGGUUUUGGAUUUCGUCUACUUGCAGCCGGGGUGUGGGGAGCCAGAUAACCGGCCAGCCGUGGUGAAAUACGUCCAUUAUCUCUACUUCUCCAUGAUCCUGGGGGUGGUCACUCUGAUCGUGGUGAUGGCUGUCAGCCUCUUGACGGAGCCUCCUCCAGAGGAAAUGGUCAGCCGUCUUACCUGGUUCACCCGCAAGGAUGUCCCGAGAAAGAGCGAUGCUCCGCUUGCAUCUAGUUGUCCUCUAUCCAUUCCGGUCAAAGGAAUCCCUGAGGCUGGUCCUUCUCCUCUGGGGCAGCUGGAAAUCACCGAUGGCCCUGAGAACACUUGCAAAAACAGUCCGGGUCCUUUGGACAAAAAGAAGAAGAAAUCUAAAUUAAUGAGCCUGUUUUUGUGGCUCUGUGGGAUGGAGAGCAGAAAGAAGGACACGCCGGAGGCAGCUGAUGAAGUCAAAGCAGGAACAGCGCCCGGGGCUUCAGUUGACGAAGCCCCUUUGGUGAGGCACAUCCUCAAUGUCAACUUGGUCUUGUGCAUCAGCGCGGGGGUCUUCCUCUGGGCCUACUUCGCAUAGCAUCGGACUAUGCCAGCCACCGCAAAGACACUCGUAGUGCUUCUGUGGUUCCACACGGGAAUGACAUCCAGAACGAGGAGGAUCAAUGAUAAGAUGAAGUAAUGAUUCUGCACAAUAUAUGUUUUUUACAUUCUGUAGGAGGAAAGGUAGAAUUCUGUGAAGAAUGACACAGCUACCUUGGCUGUGUCAUGGUAGCUAAGAAAAGCCAAAUCCCUUUGUUAUAAACGCAGCACAUGCAGUGCAUGUAGAAAACGAGCAGGACGUCGUGCGGUUGCAGCUGCGCUCUUGGCUCUUUGGUCCCCGUGGGGGCCCUGGACAUGGGCUCAUGGACGAACGACAUCCCCUGGGUUCGUGGAGCUCAGAAGUGGCCAGAUGUGCCCUUUGGGGGGAAAGGUAAGAUGGCAAUCGAAUGGAUGGUAAUAAAAGCCGGCGGCAACAACAGCAUAUUGUAGGCAACUGACCCAACCUUCUUGGAAUAUGGAAAAAUAUUUGAUGAAAUCAGAUCUGGAUGCAAUUAUAUGCAAAGUUCUGCUGCAAGUUUGCUCGGUGGCAGAACAUUAUUUUAACAACACAAGUUUUGUUGGUAUGUACUUCCUUGCAGUCCCAUGGCCCUGAAGACGGAUUUUGUGAAGGCUUUUGUUGUGCCAUGCUGUGGGAACCCAGCGGCUGCCUGUGGAGGAGAAGCAGGGAAGAGGCAGCCCCCCGGCACUACUCACCCUCAGGGGUCAUUGUGGACAACGUUGUCGCAGCGUCCGACUGGGGUCUGUUCCUUAGGCCAGUUCUCUUUCCUGGCCGUCCUCUCUGAGGACGCUUCGUGGAACACCGAAAUCCCGAAGCAAAGGCAUUUGCACGUGCAGUUGUACCCCAAGGACACUUUGCCGUGCGGAUGCUGAUGGACAGGAAGACCCCCUUGCUUGGUGAGAGCGAGCGUCUCCCCGGCACUCGGCUCCCGGCACCAGCUGCAGAUGCCCCCGUGGUUCAGCAGUGGGGCAGCGGCACAGGAGCCUCCUCAGGUUGGCAGCCUGAGGACCCCCCACCCCCCACCCAGGCAGGAAGUCCAUUUGAACCUCAGGGCCAGCAGCCAUUUCAGCUGUUGCCGUAAGGCCGCCUGUUCAUUAUGGCAUGCUUGCGGUGACACACUGGGCGAAGCCUAAUAGAGUGUGAUGAAUUUGGGCUUUAUGAACCCAGACAUGUAAAUCAUGGUUUGUGGUUAAGGGUAAAGCCAGUGAGGCAAACAGCUGCCUUCCUCGGUCUGAACUCCAGCCCAGCAGGCCUUCAGGUUCUCGGGCGCAAGGAGGUCCGAAGGUCCCCGGCAUUGGCUUCCUGCUCAGGUGUGUCUGAUGUACGGGCAUUUUUUCGGUGGAAUGAUACGAUGCUGAUCAUGUGCUACAAACAGUAUUAGGCCCUGAUAAAAAUGUUGCCUAGAAAAGUACGCGAGAAGCUGCAUCUUUAGCCGGAAAUGAAGCUCCUGUAGGAAGGAUGAAAAACCAAAUGGCUUUCCCACAGAAUUUCUGUGGGCAGAGCUGGAAAGGAAUGGGGUUCCCGUAUAUUCAGCAGAGGAUCUGUUGGCAGUGUCCCUGUUCCUGGGUACGAAAAUGCAGAUUGUAUUGUUUACAGAUUAUUUUAUAAGCAAUGACGUGUUUUUCAUGGUGUUUAAAAAAGAUCAACACAAGUAUUGCUAUUUAUUACUCUGAGCAGAAUGAUGUGUCUGUGCAAAAAUGCCCCUUUUCCUCUGGGCUCUGCUGGUUGUGUUCUCAUGGGGUCCGUUUUCCUCGCGAGGCAAUAAGGAAUCUAGUUUAAGUCUAUGUUUACCAGGUUGGAUGUCCUGCAAGACGAUCACACAGAACAUCACCUGUCUGAGCUUUGCAGGCCUCCGUAGGGUUUCUGUGCGUGCCACUCUUUUUCCUUUGGCAUUUGCAGGAUAAAUUCUAUAACAAUAAAUACGUAAAUCUCAAA
Molecule: messenger RNA, 4721 nt
Organism: Python bivittatus (Burmese python)
Lineage: Eukaryota; Metazoa; Chordata; Lepidosauria; Squamata; Pythonidae
Gene: SLC5A11
Product: solute carrier family 5 member 11
Biological process (GO): transmembrane transport
Cellular component (GO): plasma membrane
Molecular function (GO): D-glucose:sodium symporter activity
Source: RefSeq, a predicted model, not a curated record